AUGAGGCCGUCGCUUCUGCUCGCUCCUCUCCUGCUCGCCACCUUCCUAGCCGUUGCCGACGCCCAGAACUACACGGCGUCACCUCCGCCGCCGCCACCGGCAUCGACCCCGUCGCCUCCUACUCCACCGCCACCGCCACCGGCGUCCAACUGGACGCCUGUCGCGGACGUGAACGACCCGACGAUCCAGCAGGUGGCGCAGUUCGCCGUGCGCAUCUACGCGCUCAGCACGAAGCAGCUAAAGAUGUCGUUGCUCAACGUCGUCAUCGGCGAGACCCAGCCGUGCGACGGCGGGUACAACUACCGGCUCGUCGUCACGGUGUCCGGCGGCAAGAAGACGCAGUACGACGCCUUCGUCUGGGGCAUCCUUGGGACCAUGUCGUGGAAGCUCUGGUCAUUCACCCCUAGGUACUGA
This is a messenger RNA of Setaria italica (foxtail millet), 414 nucleotides long. RefSeq names its product cysteine proteinase inhibitor 8-like. NCBI's taxonomy places the organism in Eukaryota, Viridiplantae, Streptophyta, Magnoliopsida, Poales, Poaceae. The record is from RefSeq and is a predicted model, not a curated record. Gene Ontology annotation, molecular function: cysteine-type endopeptidase inhibitor activity. The coding region runs from base 1 to 414 and encodes 137 amino acids. The transcript has a single exon.